Messenger RNA from Brassica rapa (field mustard), 1353 nucleotides. Its product is annotated as bifunctional peptidase and (3S)-lysyl hydroxylase JMJD7. Lineage: Eukaryota; Viridiplantae; Streptophyta; Magnoliopsida; Brassicales; Brassicaceae. The record is from RefSeq and is a predicted model, not a curated record.
UAUUUGUGUGGAAUAUUAGGGGGGGGGGGGUUCAAAGAAGGGAAGAUAUUUGGAUGGGGAAGGAGAUAGAGAAAUUGUGGAGAGAAGUGAGGGAGUUGAGCUUGGGUUCCGAAAUCGACCGCCUUCAUUCUCCUCCCUCUCCGCUUCACUUUCUCCGAGAUUACGUCUCUCAGAGCAAGCCUUGCGUCAUCUCCAACGCCAUUUCUCACUGGCCGGCUCUCAAACUCUGGUCUCAUCCCGCUUACCUCUCCGGAGCUCUCUCGAAUGACUAUGUCUCACUCCAUCUCACUCCUAACGGCUCCGCCGACGCCGUCACUCCGGUUACGAGCGCCGGAGAUCUCUGUUUCGCUUCGGCUCACGUCGAGAAAGUUCCCUUCCCGGAAGCUCUUCAGGCCGUUCGAUCCUCCUCGUCUGAGCGGGAGACCGUUGGAUAUUUACAACAGCAAAACGAUUGCUUUAGAACCGAGUACUCAACUGUUGCUUCGGACUGCGACGGAGACAUCGCGUGGGCUACGGAGGCGCUGGGUUGUUCCCCGGAAGCUGUAAACCUCUGGAUAGGCACUCAUCUCUCCGUUACUUCUUUCCACAAAGACCACUACGAGAAUCUAUACGCCGUCGUUUCAGGGGAGAAACAUUUCCUUCUCCUUCCUCCCACCGAUGUACACCGCCUCUAUGUUCAACCAUAUCCAGCUGCCAACUACUCUUACCAUCGAGAUACUGAAACGUUCAAGCUUGAGAUUGAGCAGCCACUGAGGCAUGUGCCAUGGUGCAGUGUUGAUCCAUACCCUUCGCCUGAGAGGGAAGCAAGUGAGAGAUUGAAAUAUCCUUUCUAUUUUGAUGGCCCAAAGCCCUUUCAUUGUACUCUCAAGGCUGGGGAAAUUCUUUACCUGCCAAGCAUGUGGUUUCACCAUGUUAGUCAAACCCCAGGAGAUGGUGGCUAUACCAUUGCGGUCAACUAUUGGUAUGACAUGCAGUUCGACAUCAAGUAUGCUUAUUUCAACUUCUUACAAUCAGUGUCAUAUGGGUCAUCUUCACUCAGUCCAAUUCUUUCUUGGAGAGAAGAUGAAGAUUCGGAAUCUGGUGAUGGAAAGGUAUGAAGAAUUGAAACAACAUUUUUCUUCCUCAUUUCAAGUUUUACCAGUCAUAGCAAAAGCUUGGAGAUCUGAACGUUGCAUUUGGAAAAUCUUAAGAUUGAGAAUUGUCUGGAUGUUGUUUAUUUGAUCCUUGCCAUGUCAUUUGGUUCUUUCUCGACUAUUCCGUAUGUUUUUUUUUGUCUCCGAGAAGUUCUUUAGAAACAUGGAAUCAUAUGAAAGCUCUUAAAUUCUAUGAAUUGUAUAACUUCUUUGUUGAUGA